Molecule: messenger RNA, 1356 nt
Organism: Aptenodytes forsteri (emperor penguin)
Lineage: Eukaryota; Metazoa; Chordata; Aves; Sphenisciformes; Spheniscidae
Product: Krueppel-like factor 5
Exons: 5
Coding region: 1-1356 (451 amino acids)
Biological process (GO): regulation of transcription by RNA polymerase II
Molecular function (GO): RNA polymerase II cis-regulatory region sequence-specific DNA binding; DNA-binding transcription factor activity, RNA polymerase II-specific
Source: RefSeq, a predicted model, not a curated record
AUGAGCAGCGGGCUGGUGCUGCGCACCCCGUUCCCCGAGGACGCCUUGGCAUUUACGCCGCUGAAGCCCGUCACCAUGUCGGGGGAACCCGGCGAAGACGCCCCCGUCUUUGAGGACAUCAAACCCCCCGCCCGGCCCCUGGAAAAACCGCCUGACCUGGCGCGGCUGCACCCCAUGAGGAUGGAACAGCGGAUGCCGCCACUCAUUCUCGAGGCACGGUCUGAAAUGGAUAAGUACCUUUCAAACGAGGUGCCAUCCAUCCCAAUGAUAGCAGACAAGAAGUACCGCCGGGAGAGUGCCUCCGUGGUGGAUGAGUUCUUCUCCACAGAGAAGCCCACUUCUACGCCGUACAGCGUGAACAUCAAUGUGAUUCUGCCAGACACGACGCACCUGCGCACUGGACUUUACCGGCCACCCAAAUCCAUGACGCCAUUCCCACAGAUCAAAACAGAGCCCGGCACCAGCUUCGCCCAGCCCUGCUCUUCUGCCUCCGGCUCCACACAGACCCUGCCUGACUUCACCAGCGUCUUCAGCAUGCCCCAGUCAGUGGCAGUGAACAACAUCUUCAUCAAGCAGGAGAUGCCCUCUGAGAUCCCCUUAUCCACCAAUCCACAGCAAUCCCAGCUUUACCAGAUGCCUCUUGGCAACGGAAGCGCUGACAUUACCACUCUGACGUCCUCCUCCAACAGCACCACAGCCAUCAACAGCCUCAGUGGUGUCACCAUGUCCACAGGUAACACCAUGUCCAGUGUGGUCCACAGACCUGUCCAGCCAGGAGGGCCAGUUAAGCAGUACCCACAUGUCUCCCAGGGACAGGGGAACUUCAACAUCUCAGGGCAGUUCUACGCUGUUCCAGGGGUGAACCUGCCCCCUUCACCCCCCAACUCACAGCCUGGCAGCCCAGAAAAUCAACCCGAGCUCAUCAACACCAUCUCUCCCCCACCAUCCUAUGAAGCCACUUUUGGACUGAAGUUGGUCCAGUCAUCCCAGGUUCCCCCAGUCCCCAAUGGCCUUGGGACACUCUCCCAAGGGCACAUUGUCAUGCAGCCCCCCAAAUACAACAGACGCAACAACCCUGAGCUGGAGAAAAGGAGAAUCCAUCACUGCGAUUACCCAGGUUGCUCAAAAGUUUAUACCAAGAGCUCCCACCUGAAGGCACAUCAGAGGACUCACACAGGUGAGAAGCCCUAUAAAUGCACAUGGGAAGGCUGCGACUGGCGCUUUGCCCGCUCCGACGAGCUGACCCGGCACUACCGGAAGCACACGGGUGCCAAGCCCUUCAAGUGCCUAGCCUGCGGCCGGUGCUUCUCCCGCUCCGACCAUCUGGCUCUCCACAUGAAGCGGCACCAGAACUAG